AUGAUACCAUCCCACCAGCUGCCCCUAGUGGGGCUCCUAUUGUUUUCUCUUAUUCCAAGGCAACAAUGCGAGAUCUGUGAGAUAAGCAGAGAGAACUACACCGCUCUAAAUCCUCUGAUAAACACGAUGAUCAAUUCAAAAUAUAGCACAGGAAUCCAGGCCAUCAAUGUCCUACUGUCCCUCAGACUUGGUGGGAUCCUGAACCAAAACCAAGAGCAACAGCUGAUGAGACCAAUCAUUCACACCGUGCAAAAUAACGAGUCCUCUUUAACCUCGGGACAGCUUGCCUUGUCUAUCCUGGCUUUGGGAGCAUGUAAAAGUCCUGAUGAAAUGUUUCAAAAUUACCCAGUCCUGGUCAAACAACUAGAAAAUAAAUUCCAAGAAGAAAUUAAAAAUAUGGAAGAACAUGAUGAUAAUCCGCUGACUAACUACUACCAGCUCAGCCUGGACGUUUUGGCCUUGUGUCUGUUCAGUGGGAAUUACUCAAUCUCUAUAGUUGCUAGAAAAUUCAAUCCUGAAAAUAAAAACUACUAUUUUCAUAGACAGUUCUCAGUAGAUACUGGUGCGAUGGCUGUCCUGGCUCUGACCUGUGUGAAGAGGGAUAAAACAAAUAGUCAGAACGUAAUCUAUAAACGGGAUUUAAAGAUCAUUGGUGGUCAUAUAGAGUCACUGAUAAGGAAGAUUCUGGCUCAGAAAAAGGAAGAUGGCCUCAUUGGAAACAUAUAUAGUACAGGAGAAGCUAUGCAGGCUCUCUUUGUCUCAUCACACUAUUACAAGAAAAGUCAAUGGGACUGUCAAAAAACACGGAAUAAAGUGCUUGAGGAAAUCCCUGAAGGAGUAUUCCGUAUGCCAACUGCUGCAGCUCAGAUCUUACCUGCCCUGUUGGGAAAGACCUACUUGGAUGUUAACAAAGACUCUUCUUGCGUCUACAAAUCAGGUGCCUUCAACCUCACCACCCAGGAGCCUACCUCAGGGCCACCUGCUGUGUCACGCCCACAGAUCCAAGUCAACUACUCCGUGGUAAUCAAUACAACACACAGCAUCACGGUCUCUGUGGCAAACGGCUCUGUCUUCCUAGAUGUGAUGGAGAAAGCUGAGAAAGAAAAUGCAACUCUAUUUAGUUUCACUGCAGAGGAAAGCUUGUGGGGCCCCUACAUCACCACUGUUCAGGGCAUAAAGGCCAACAGUAAUGAAAGAACCUACUGGGAGCUCCUGAGCAAUGGCGAACCACUGAGCCAAGGAGCUGGUAGUUACGUUGUCCAUGCAGGCGAGAAUUUGGAGGUUCGCUGGAGCAAGUAUUAAAAUUCAAAUCUUCAAAAAAAAAAAAUUCAAAUCUCCCUGAGCUGCAUGGAAUCCUUUUGCAGUGGACUUGCAGGUGGAGACUGGCUCCAUGACUUCCUUUUCACUCAUCUCAAUUUCAAGAGUGGGGUCACUAGCCUCCCCCUC
Molecule: messenger RNA, 1446 nt
Organism: Nyctereutes procyonoides (raccoon dog)
Lineage: Eukaryota; Metazoa; Chordata; Mammalia; Carnivora; Canidae
Gene: TCN1
Product: transcobalamin 1
Exons: 9
Coding region: 1-1302 (433 amino acids)
Biological process (GO): cobalamin transport
Molecular function (GO): cobalamin binding
Source: RefSeq, a predicted model, not a curated record